CGCAAACAGCUGUUUGCUAUCGAAAUCGCAAAAAUAAAAAUCGGUUUUGGGAGCUUUACAUUGAUUCUGUUUAUUUACGAGAAAAAUGCAGAAUAGCCAGCGAAAAACGCCACAAAAUGUAACAAAACCGGCGAGCACCUAGCUGUAGAUCCAAAAUGAUACCCUGGAUGCGCGAGAAGUUCAACGAGAAACGGGCGAAGUGGCUGGCGCGCAGCAAGCGAAGCGGUGGCUCACCAGCGGACGAGAGUCCCCGGAGCAGUAGCCACAGUCACAGCCAGCGGACAGAUGCCAGCGAUGCGGAGAGCAUCAGCGGAUCCUCGCUGAAUGUCCAUACGGCGGAGUCGGAGACGCAAACGGAUGGCGGGAUGGCCGGCUCCAAUUCCCGGGCUCUCGUGGGUGGCGGAAGUUGCGUCCUAAGGACUCCAUCGCCCGCUCGUCGACGUCGAAUGUACUUGGAGCUGCAGCUGCAGCGGCGGGAGGAGCGGGCUGAGCAGGAGGCGGAGCUGCAGGACUCUCCCACGCCCACUCGACAGCAGCAGGCCCAUGCUAUGUUCCUCAGAAAAUCAGGGCAUUCUAACCGCCCGAGCAACUCCGCUUCGUCUGGUGAGGCAGAGGAUGCCAGAAGGCCGGGCGAGUCCAUCAUGGUGCGGGUGAUCUGCCCCAGUUCGCGCGUUCUGGUUUUCAAGACGGACGUCAACAAGCGCCUCAACGAGCUUAAGAGCGAGGUGAUUCUGGAGCUAAGCGAUGAUCCCGACUCCAUCCAGCUGUUUGCUCCUGACGUACGGCAUUUGAACCCGCGAUACCGUCUCUAUCGGGCGGAAUACUUUGGCAGCGAGCUGAACGAGACGGACACGCUGGCUCAGCUGAAGGUGCGCAACAAUGAGACUUUCAUCCUCUCUCCACGACGCAAUACUCUGCCACAGACAGUGUCACGGAUCCGCGAGGUUCCUGGCCCCAAUGAGCAACUGGUGGAGAGCGCCACGCGCUACGUACCCGUUAACUCCAACCAACUGCCCACCAUCGACAUCAAUGAGAUUUUUCAGCAGUCGAACAUACAAUACGAUGUGCGCAAGGUGCUGAUAUCCCUGGCCCAGGCUUCGGCGGCAGUUAUAGGAGCUGGUCCAUAUGCUCCGCGUCUGAUAGCAAUGUUAAAGCAGCGUUUGAUUAACCGCCGUAAUCAGCAGGCGGAUACGCUGCAGUGCCUCGUAGACAUGGGCUUCAAACGGGAACUGGCUGCGUUUGCUCUUAAAGCCAACAACGGCAUUUACUCGACCACAAUGGAGUGGCUGAUACAAAACCAAAACGAGGAAAACCCGCAGGAACCGCCGGCCAUGAACAUGCAGCACAGCCUAUCUUCCAUCUCGCCCUCCACGAUAGUCACGAAUAAUGAAACCAUUGAAAACACCGCCGCCUUGAUUGAGAUUGUGCGAAUCUACAGCCACCGGGACUCGCCGCCCAGCGAUGAGAUUGUGGAAUCGCUCACCGAAAUGGGAUUCGAGGAGACGGCAGUUUUGGCGGCGCUAAAGAAGACAGGAAACAACAAGGCCUCCGCCUGCGAAUGGCUGUGCGACAACCGAUCGGGCAGUGUUAUUGAGCUGCGCGAGGGCUUGGCUCCUGAUUCGCCCAUCUUAAAGGUGAUCCUGGAAAUGCCGCAGGUCCAAAUGACACUCAGCAAUCCCAAGACAUUUUUGGCCUUUCUGGGCAUUCUGGAGAACGAGCAUGCAAUACGCGUGUGGCGCGGCGACAACGACACAACCUCGGUCAUCACACAUAUCCUGCAAAAGUACCAUGAGGAGAAGCAUGUGCUGGGCAUCAACCAGUUCUACACAAACCGCUGGUGAACGGUGCCGCUAAGUGGCUUUAUUAUGAGAUUAACCAAAUUAUAUUUAUACAUAUACAUACACAAUCACACACCCGAAGUGCAUAGCUGUGGCUUGGUCCAUUUUGGGGCCCCCAUUAUACAUUGUGUAUGUGCCCGUAUGUAAAGAGUAUUUUUGUAGCCAAAAAACCAUGAAUGUAAACCGCACAAAGCCAAAGAUGCAAUCGCUUCGCCAAGAGCACGCGGCUGCACUCUACAAACGCUUACCGAUCAGUACGAAAUGCAUUAUACAUAUACAUCCAUAUAAAUAUAAAAAGUAACUAGUUCUAGUCAGGCCUUCAUCCUACGAUUCUAUUAGGCUAAACACUUACCCUUCAUCUAGUUUGCUAGCUCAUCGUCAGUCAUUUGAAAUCGCACUACAUUAGCAACUGUCUCAUACUUCAUACCACAGAUAUGUACAUCUCGUCAGUUGUAAGCGAGCGAACUUGAGGUGAUUUCAAAGCGUUGUAUUGUCAGGUUGUUAAACGUGUCGCCUGCGAAACCAUCAACUUGAACUCAAAGUAUUAUUUUGUAAACCAAAUAUUCAAUUUGCAUUGUUUUAACAAGAGGCAAAUAAAUCAAUUAGUUUUUGAUACAAAACAGA
This is a messenger RNA of Drosophila rhopaloa, 2462 nucleotides long. It is a transcript of the gene Kpc2, whose product is annotated as ubiquitin-associated domain-containing protein 1. Gene Ontology annotation, molecular function: protein binding. The transcript is spliced from 6 exons. Bases 156 to 1841 code for a protein of 561 amino acids. The record is from RefSeq and is a predicted model, not a curated record. Lineage: Eukaryota; Metazoa; Arthropoda; Insecta; Diptera; Drosophilidae.